This is a messenger RNA of Orcinus orca (killer whale), 2750 nucleotides long. RefSeq names its product oligodendrocytic myelin paranodal and inner loop protein (gene OPALIN). The coding region runs from base 682 to 1125 and encodes 147 amino acids. Gene Ontology annotation, cellular component: cell-cell contact zone; plasma membrane. The record is from RefSeq and is a predicted model, not a curated record. The transcript has 8 exons. NCBI's taxonomy places the organism in Eukaryota, Metazoa, Chordata, Mammalia, Artiodactyla, Delphinidae.
UGGGUUCUUUGCUGAGAUGGAGGUGUAACCAAGGAAGGGGCUUGAAAAGUAAAAAGGACAGAAAAUGAAGACGACGAAGGUAGAUGACCUGGCCCUUACACAGUGGCCCUGAAGCAGAAGACCAUCUUCCCCAAGGGGCGGGCCAAGGACUGGGCUCCUCCCCUGACCAUAAACGGCUUGGCCAGAGCUCUGUGGGAGCCACCUCUUCUCCUGUCACCCUUGCUCUCCCAGCUGGAUGUUCCCACAAAUGCAAGACACAAGCCAAUAACACCAGCAAGAAAGGAGCUUGCUGAGGGCAGUGUUUGGAGAAAGCUUUCGGGAGGCUGUCGGAAAUGUUCCCAGUUGAAGCAAUGGGUGCGACCCAUGCCUUUAUCCUUAUUUGUUCAUUCUGCCUUCUGCUGCGUGAUCAGCAACAGGGAGAGUCGUAAGUUGCAUCGGAAACCUUCCACCUUCCUUAUUGACUUGAUACACGUUUGCUUAUGACUCAGUCGAAUGAAGCUUGAGUUUUUCACUGAACUUCACACUGCCGGCCAACACAGUGAGUACAGCGGUCCCCGUUCACCAGGCAGAGACAAUAACUGUCAAAAGUCCAAGCCCCUGGGAUUCCAGUGUACUCACUGAGGUUGAUGAGAAUAUUCAAUAUAUAACAGGUCUGGCCAGAGCUUUGCCAAGUUUAAAGGAAUGACAAAAGCUUAUACUCCUGGCGCUCAUUUGAUCCUCUUACCAAUCCUAGAGACUUCCUCCCCAGCUGUUACCAGUGGGAAAGGAGCAGACUGUGGACCUUCUCUUGGGUUAGCAGCUGGCAUCCCGUCCCUGGUGGCCACGGCCCUGCUGGUGGCCUUACUAUUUACUCUGAUUCACCAAAGAAGAAGCAGCAGUGAGUCCACCGAGGAAAGUGAGAGGCCUUGUGAAAUUUCAGAAAUCUAUGACAGUCCCAGGAUAGCUGAGAAUCCUAGGAGGUUACCCACACAGGAGAAGAAUAUCACGGGAGCAGAAGAAGCCCACAUAUACGUGCAGACUGUUUCAGGAAGUGAGGAGCCCAUUCGUGACACUUACCGUCCUGCUGUCGAAGUGCAGAGAAGGAGGGCGUUGUGGUGGCUUAUUCCCAGACUGAGCCUGGAGUGAUGCCGCACAGCCAAGGAGCAGAUCUGGAGCUGGAACAGAGCUAAGCACACAGGGAUUUGUGCUCGGAGGGAGGAGAGACGCCACGCUGCUUCUUAACCAAUCCAAAUUUCAUUUGCAGAUCCGGAAAACUUUGGGGUUGACUUUACUCUUUAAGGGACAGAUCUGGUAAGGUUCCUUCCAACGCUCACACCUUGUGGUUUAAUAAGCAGUGAAGUCAUUGUGCAUCAAAAGGAGCCCUUGGGUCCUGCUCUUGACCCCGGUGGGGAUUUGCUUUUCUUUGUGAUUUGGGGAAGGGGGUUUGAUUUCUCGGUGACUUGCCCCCUCAUCUUUUUUCAUAUCCAUUUUCUUAAAAAAGCCGUCAGACCUGGCUUCCAUGGGCAGGUUGGCCAAGCUAGCAUGGAGGAAGUUGGGAUAUAAAUGAAACGUACAGGGGAUGUGUGAAGAGAAGCAGUUCCUUAUUUCUGAACAACUCAGGGUAGAAACCAUGUGGAACCACAUGUUCCCUGACCACAGGGACAGCCCACUGCUGCAUCAUUCAUCACUUGUGAUCAGAGGGCAUCUAAGGAAGGCAGUUCUGUAAUGGGCUCUGUGUCUGUGUGUGGGUGCGUGCGCACGGAGGGUAAAUAGGGAGAAGGGAAAGCAGGGGUUGUUUCAAAAGAUUAUUAGAGAUGAGGGCUAUACCCAUUUUGCGGGAGUGGAGAGAAAGGCCCAAGUCGUUGGACCAUCAUGGGGAAAAACUCAUUAGCAGGAAGAAAGAUCAAGAGGACUCUGAGUGGAUGAACACAGGACCAAAGGGAUGGGCCAAGCAGCAACGUGACUGUCGGCUGAGGGGAGCCCAUGGACAGUGUCACCAUCGCUUCUGUGAGGAGGCUUACAGGAGUCCUGGUUCCCCUAUGCAGGUCCAUGGCUUGUGAGCACGCCGGGUCUCCUGGUGGGAGAACCUGGGUCCAGGGCAUCUUGGGGUCCACCCACCAGCUCCAUGGGCCUCCUUGAAAUGCUGUGGAAACAUUCCUUUCUCAUACGGGGUGCCUGAUUGCUCAGAAACACACCUCCUCUUCUUCACAUAACCAAGGACAGGUUAUACACAUCCAAUCACUGCCACACGCUGACACGUGCUCUUCAAAGCUCUUUGUGAAAUUCAGUUUUGUACCAAGUCCACUGAGUCUAGUCACGUUAACAAGCAGAUUUGUCCAUUUUUAAGCGGACAUGCCCAGGGAUCCAGGUGCUUAUACUUCUCUUACACGUUGGGAAGGACCUUGGAUUUGCUGAGAACAUGACUGUGGCCUUAGCCUUGACACUCAAAGGUCUGAGCUCUGGAGCAUAUCAUGGGCCUUAGCUCUCUGUGUACAAAAUGGAGACAGCCGUUUUCUUCCUCCUGCCCUUAGGGGUGUUGUGAGGCUGGAGAAGGCAAGUGAAUGAGCCUUGUAGUCUGUAAAGUGAGACUUGUAUUUUGGAUCAUUUAUUUUAAUUCUACUUGCAAUCCAUUACUUAGUAUCUUUAUUUUAAAUGGUUUCUACUAAAUUCGCUAGGUUCAGUAUUUCUGUCAUUUUUUUUCUGCUCUGAUGCACAAGAACCCAUUUUAGAAUAAAGUGAAAAGCAAAAUGGUCAUUCCUGUGGACCUUCAA